UGUCGGAAAAUUCAUUUCCUGACGCUAGCAAUUUUGUUGCUUAUUAUAUCUGCCACUGCAUCCAUUUUAUGUCGGAUUUUGCAUAAUAUUUGACAGUAAUAUAUGUUUCUUGUCGGUUUUUGGACCGCCAGAAAUAGAUAAUUUUGUAGUAGUGCUGGACCAAAUCAUACCCGUCGUUUACAUUUAUGAGUUUGAUCCAUGGAAACUUCCACGUAAUUCAACAUCUCUCUCUCUCCUUUUAAUGAUUACUUGUUGGAUUUAUGCUAGCUUCUAGCUUGCCCAGCCAUGGAGUUUACACCAUAUUAUAGCUAGUGUUUGCUUUUCAUCACUUUCCCUACGACCGUGCCAGUUUUAGGAUAAUGAAUGUUAUAUAUGUUUGUAUAGAGCACUAAUUUACAGCAUCGUGUACAUUGUUGAUAUUCAGUGAAUACUGUUCAAUUUCCUUUUUUGGUAUAUAUAAAAAUUAAAAUAUGAUAUAUGAAGCUAGUAGUUUGCUAGCUUAGCAUGCAAUUUCAUAAUUUACACUUUAAUUAAUUAAUUAGGUUUAUAAUGAAUUAAAAAUUAACAGAGGUUGCGGGAGAGGUGAGCCAUGGAGAUUCAGAGCAGUGGUUCUUUUUCAUCCCAAGACCAGAGAGUGAAGCUCGAGGAGGGAGACCGAGACGACUCACAACAAUUGGGUAUUGGAAAGCAUCAGGAUCUCCGAGCACUGUGUACUCUUCCAAUUCCAAUUACAAUCGUCCCAUCGGCCACAAAAGAACCAUGGGUUUCUACAUUGGCAGAGCUCCCCGUGGAAAGAAAACCGAGUGGAUGAUGAAUGAAUACAAAGCCAUCGAAGCUCAUGCUGAUCAUAAUAAUCAACUAUCAAUGGCAGCUUCUUCAUCAAUCCCUAGAACAAGUACUCCUUCUGCUCCCACGUUAAGGCAAGAAUUCAGCUUAUGCCGAGUGUACAGGAAAUCAAAAUCCCUUAGGGCAUAUGACAGAAGACAUCCAGGGAUUGAGAUCACAAGAAACCCUAGCUUAAACAUUCAAGCAGCUCCUGCUCAGGGUGCAAAUCAUCUGAAUCAAUGUUCGACAACGUCGAAUAGGAACCCUCAGAAUAUGGGACAGAGAACAAACUUAAGCUCACUGGAGAGUUCAUCCUCAGGAGGCCAUGCCUCUCAAUCCUCUCAACCCGAACAAAGUGGGAUUUUGCCAAUGGCCGUUGAUGAUGAAGCUAUUUGGGAUUGGGACGAAUUAAUGGACAACUGGCUUUAAGUGGUGGACAAAAAUUGAUAAAAGGUUAAGUUUCCACUACUGGAAUGUUUAGCUACUAGGAAAAUGGAUUAAUGCAGGUGGAAUCAUUUGUAGGGUUUAUCCAUUCUAAGGUAAUGUCUGUACUACAAUUUGGAAAAGAAAGCCAAAUUCAUAUUGUACGAGAUGCCCUCACAAGUCUAACCUAUCUUGAUGCCUUUUGCUUAGUUUGAAACAAAUAUACAUAGGUUCUUUGUCAAAUGUGUUUUCAUUGUAUUAUGUAUGUUUCUAAUCGGACUAUUCUGUAUAACCUUGAAAGUUUGCAGAAGUACCUACAGAAUUUAUCACUUUUUUUUACAUUUAUGUGUUGGUAAUAUUAGAAU
Malus domestica (apple) is the source of this 1613-nucleotide messenger RNA. RefSeq names its product NAC domain-containing protein 90-like. Gene Ontology annotation, biological process: regulation of DNA-templated transcription. NCBI's taxonomy places the organism in Eukaryota, Viridiplantae, Streptophyta, Magnoliopsida, Rosales, Rosaceae. Gene Ontology annotation, molecular function: DNA binding. The record is from RefSeq and is a predicted model, not a curated record.